This is a messenger RNA of Brassicogethes aeneus, 5353 nucleotides long. The record is from the annotation of a GenBank genome assembly. Lineage: Eukaryota; Metazoa; Arthropoda; Insecta; Coleoptera; Nitidulidae.
CGAGUGUUGUAGAAAAGUGUUGAUGAUUAAUGAAAAUGGCUGCUGAACUUAAGUAAAUAUGAUUUUUUUCGGUGGUAUGGUGAAUAUUCCUUAUUUGUGGAGUAGUUCCUAGUGAUUCAUAUGAAUUUAAAGAGGAAAAAAAUCGUCUUCCAUGCUUUUGUAAUGUUAAGGACUAGGAAAUUAUAUUAUAUACCUAUAUCAUAGUAAAAAGAGUACUUUAGCAAAUAAAUCAAUCAAUUAUGGAUAUCAUAAAUGAUGAGGAUCGGAAGAGGAGACUUCGUCUUCUGGAGGAGCAAAUUCAAGAUCCAAGAGGUAGAGGAAACAUUGAUUCACUGCUGGAUACAGUGCAAGCUUUGUAUACAGAUUGUGACCAUCCUUCUAUUAAGAAAAUGAAAAAUGUUGAAGUUUACUUAAACAGAUAUGACGAGUUCGCCAGCGACAUAAUAAAUCUGCGCAUGAAGACCGACGAUUUCGAGAACAUCAAGGUGAUAGGCAGAGGGGCUUUCGGCAAAGUACAGCUGGUCAGGCACAAGUACACUCGGCAGGUUUACGCGAUGAAACGCCUCAGCAAAGCGGAUCUCAUCAAACGGUCCGACUCUGCUUUCUUUUGGGAAGAGAGGCACAUCAUGGCUCACGCCAGGUCCGUGUGGAUUGUGCAGCUGCACUUUGCAUUUCAGGAUGCAAAACACCUUUACAUGGUGAUGGACUACAUGCCCGGUGGCGACAUCGUCAACCUGAUGUCGAACUACGAUAUCCCCGAAACUUGGGCGAAAUUCUACACGAUGGAGGUCGUUCUCGCUCUCGACGUCAUCCACUCGAUGGGAUUCGUUCAUCGGGACGUCAAACCGGACAACAUGCUGUUGGACAAGUACGGCCACCUGAAACUGGCCGACUUCGGCACGUGCAUGCGAAUGGACGAGGACGGCCUCGUCAGAUCCAACAACGUUGUCGGCACGCCCGACUACAUUUCCCCGGAGGUCCUGCAAAGUCACGGCAAAGGAAUUUACGGGAGGGAGUGCGAUUGGUGGUCCGUAGGGAUAUUCGUGUACGAGAUGUUGGUUGGCGAAACUCCCUUCUACGCUGAUAGUUUGUUGGGCACGUACAACAAGAUUAUGUACCACGAAAACAACCUGACUUUCCCUGAAGACGUGGAGAUUUCCAACGAGGCCAAGUCGCUGAUUCAAGGCUUGCUCUGCGACAGAACCAAACGUUUGGGUAGGAACAGCGUGGAGGAGAUUAAAAACCACCCGUUCUUCAUCAACAAAGAGCAAUGGACGUUCGAAAAUCUGCGCGACACCGCUCCUCCAGUGGUGCCCGAGUUGAGCGGCGACGACGACACAUCCAACUUUGACGAUUACGAGAAGGACGAAAGCCCCGAAGAGAUCUUCCCGGUGCCCAACAACUUCGUCGGCAACCAUUUGCCCUUCGUCGGGUUCACUUACAAUUCCGACUAUCAGCUGCUCAGCUCGGACAGCGUGGACGGAGCCAAGCAUUACAAAAACAAAGACGUGGCCAAACUGGAAAACUUGCUGGAGCAAGAGCGCGGCAAAGUGGAAACCUUGGAGAACAAGCAACGAAUACUCAUCGCUCAACUGGACAGCGUUGCUCAAAGGGAAACGGAAAUACGCGACGAAGCUGCCAAAUACGAAAAAGACAUCGCGAUUUUGAAGCACAACUACAAAGAGGUGCAGAGGAAGGCCGAGUGCGAGAGCGAAGUGAGGAGGAAGACGGAGAAAAUUCUGUCGGAACUCAAGGGUAGGUUCGAAGACGAGCAGAUCAAGAGAACGAGAGAAAUGAACAACGACAAAAUACACAUGCUGGAGAAGCAAGUGAACGACAUGCAAGAGAAGCUCAAAGUGGAAACGGAGAACUGCCAAAAGCUGCGCAAGCAGGCAAACGAGCUUACGAUGGCCAAAUCCAAUUCGGAACUGAAAGUGAACGAAUACUACGGCAAAAUUCAAGCGUUGCAGCUUACGAGAGACGCCCUGCAAUCCGAAGUGGACUCGCUGCAAACGCAGCUGAUGCAAGAGAAGAACUCGCGAUCGCAGGCCUCCGAUCAACAGAUGGUUUUGGAGAACAAAAUUCAAUCUUUGAACGCGGAAUUGGAGAGGAGCGUCCAGAAGGAGAACAAGAUAUCGGCGGACAACACGCAGUUGAUCGAGAAGGUGUCUUAUUUGGAGAAGGAAUGCGCCGGUUUGGAUUUGGAGUUGAAAACGGCCAAGAGCAUGUACCAGCAGGAGGUCAGAGCGCAUGAAGAAACCGAGAAAAGCAGAAUGCUCAACAAGGAAGAAGCUAACAUGGAAGUUGUCAAAGCCUUACAAUCAAAACUGAACGAGGAAAAAAGCGCUAGACAAAAAGCCGAUCUCAAUUCUCAAGAAAAGGAACGCCAAAUCUCCAUGCUUUCAGUAGACUAUCGACAAAUUCAGCAGAGAUUGCAAAAACUAGAGGGCGAAUACCGCCAAGAAAUGGAAAAAGUAAAAGCGCUGCACAGCCAAAUCGAACAAGAACAGCAAAAGAAAAGCAUCCUGCAAUCUGAGUUUGCUCAGCAAGCAGGCGGACUGGCCAAACUAAAAUCCAAAGAAACUGCCUUAUUGGCCGAGCUGCAGGCCAUUCAAGAGACCAAGAAACUGAUUGAAGAGGACUUUGUGAAAGUGAAGAGAAACUGGCAGAUGGAUCAGCUGCAAAUGAAAGAGCUGCAAGAUUCCUUGGAAGCUGAGCAGUAUUUCGCUACGCUCUACAAAACUCAGACGCAAGAGCUAAAGGAGGAGCUCGACGAGAAGAACCGCGUCAAUCGGGAGUUCGAGGAGGAGAGGGCCUCUUUGAAGCAUCAGUGUCAGUUGGCUUUGGCCAGGGCCGACUCGGAAGCGUUGGCCAGGUCCAUCGCCGAAGAAACCAUCGCGGAUUUGGAGAAGGAAAGGACGAUGAAGGAUUUGGAGUUGAAGGACAUAAUGACGAAGUAUCGCAACGAGAUCAACGCUAAGGAAGGCGUGAUCGGUCAGUUGAGGGACUGGGAGGCUAGCGGAAAGAAGAUCUGCGAGCUGAGCGAAAAGGAAAAUGAAGAACUAAAGAGAGACUUGCAAAGAGUCCAAGACGAGUUCGACAGAAACAUGGCGAAGUUCAAGGAGUUCGAUAAGUUGCAACACAAGCUUCAAACGGAACAGUUGCUUAAGCAACAAGCUGUUAAUAAGUUGCACGAAAUUAUGAACAGAAAGGAUUUGAAUAACACCAAGAGCAAGUCGAAGAUUUCGAAUUCCGAUCUCAGAAGGAAAGAGAAGGAGUUGAAAAAGAUGCAGCAAGAAUUAAGUCAAGAAAAGGAGAAAUUAAAUCAAACUAUUGUAAAACACCAAAAUGAUAUACAGGAUAUUAAGGCGCAAUUCAACGAAGAAGUGGCUGCCCGCCAGCGCCUUCAGAUGGAACUGGACAGCAAAGACUCUGAGAUCGAGCAGCUGCAGCUGAAGCUGGCGGUGAGCAGCGAGACGGCUUCGCUGAGUUCGGCGGACAACGACGGCGACGAAAUCAAUUCCGAGUCGGUGUUCGAAGGCUGGCUCUCGAUCCCGUCGAAGCAGAACAUCAGGAGGCACGGCUGGAAGCGCCAAUACGUGGUCGUCUCCAGCAGGAAGAUCAUCUUCUACAAUUCCGAGAACGACAAGCAGAACACUGAUCCUGUGAUAGUACUCGAUUUGUGCAAAGUGUUCCACGUGCGAUCGGUGACGCAGGGCGACGUGAUCCGCGCCGAUUCGAAAGACAUACCGCGCAUCUUCCAGCUGCUGUACGCAGGGGAGGGCGAGGCCCGCAAGCCGGACGAGCACCACCAGAACAGCACGUUGGACGUGAGCUCGCUCAAGAACUACGACGACAAGCAGCCGCUGUCGGUGUCGCACAAGGGACACGAGUUCUUCAUCAUCUCCUACCACAUGCCGACCACCUGCGAGGUCUGCCCCAAGCCGAUGUGGCACAUGUUCAGGCCGCCGCCGGCCCUCGAGUGCAAAAGAUGUCGGACAAAAAUCCACAAGGACCACAUAGAAAAGAACGACUUGGUGCCGCCGUGCAAGCUGCACUACGACCCGUCAUAUGCCAAAGAAUUGCUGCUGCUGGCGGCAUCGAACGAAGAUCAAAAGCUGUGGGUUACGCGGCUCAGCAAAAAGAUUCAGAAGUGCGGGUUCAAAGCGAACAAUUCGAAUGCCAUAGACUCGGCCAAGAUUUCGCCCAGGGAAUCGACAAGGUCUAGUUUGAAGCCAUAUUUGAACGUUCAACAGCGUUCAGCCACUUUACCUGCAAACUCUUCGAUGGGCGGCAAAUGACUUUAAAAAUUGGUUAAGACACUUUCUUAAAUCGGAACUUAAUCUGAAACGCUUCAUAUUUCAUCACCAAUCAAAAUAAUUGUUACACUUUGUGAUAUUAAUGUAACAUUACUGUUAUGGAUUUGAUAGUAUAUUUUAUCAUGGCCUUGCAUCUUAAAUAUUUUAAAUUGUUUAAUUAGGAGUAGGUGCCUAAUUGAAUUGUGUUUUCUAAGCUUUGAGCCAAUUGACAAGUGAUAGGCUAUGGAGAAUUAUUAGGAACCAAACUCUUUUUGUUAAAUAUUAUUUUUGUUAAAGUCUUAUUAAUUAAUUAAGUUCCUACAGUUAUAUAAUCAAGUUUAAAUUUAAUUUCGUUAGUUUUCCAUUACCCAACCAAAAACCCGCUAUUUUGUUUUUAAUUAAUUUGUAAAUUGUAUAAUAAUACUUUAGUCAUUAUUAAUUUUUGUACAUAUUUAUUUUUAUUUAAUAUAACACUAAUAUUAAACUUUAUUCUCUUAGGUUGCUAAAUGUUGAAAUUAACCAUUGCUCUAAUUUGGUGCUAAAAUUAACCAGUGUAUUUUUUGUUUUUAGCUGUUAAAAUCAAAUUGUUUAAUUCAGACAUUAAUAAUGUGAUAUAAUUUGCUCAAUUUUAUCCAAGCAUGUUUGUUACUUAAAUCCGCCAUCCUUAAAUUUUGAGUCUGAAGUAAAUAAUUUUGAUCUAUCCAGAAUACCAAGAUGUCUUGGUUGUAGUUUAAUUUCAAGACAUUCCUACAAAAUGUCUUAAAAUGCAAAAAUAAUUUAUAAAUUUUUUAUGUUAUUAUACAGAAAGUUAUUUUAUUUGGUUAAUUUUUAAACUGUAUUUUUGCAUUUUAAGUUUUGAUUUAAGUUGUAAAUGCUUUUUUUAAUGUACAAAACAUGUAAUCUAUUUAUUGCUCCUUCAUGUAAGUACAGUUUUUUGUAUUAUUGUGUGCCUUAAAUAAUACCUUUGUAUUAUUGUUGACACCAACAUAUUUAGGAACAUUUUAAUGAUAAGAUUUUGCCUUAUGUAUGUAUACAAAUUGGACACCAAAAUUGAC